UAGCUCUGCAUUUGAAGUCAUGUGUUCCGGAGAUAAAGGACACAGUAUAAAAUGGCAAGGAGUUGAGCCUGCAGCACCAGGAACUGGCACCAUGCUUGGAAUCCUCAUUGCUGUGUUAGCUCUGGCAUCUGCAGCCUUUGGCUGCGGGGUUCCUGCCUACCCACCUCUUGUGUCCAGAGUUGUUGGAGGGGAAAAUGCAAGACCAUACAGCUGGCCCUGGCAGGUCUCCCUUCAGUACUACACCAACGGCAAGUGGGCUCACACCUGUGGGGGAACCCUCAUUGCCACCAACUGGGUGCUGACAGCUGCCCACUGCAUCAGCUCUUCUAUGACAUAUCGAGUGUUUCUUGGAAAAUACGACCUAUCAGUUCAGGAAAAAGGAUCAGUUGCAGUUUAUCCAACAAAACUCAUUGUUCAUAGGAACUGGAAUUCACAGGCUGUUUCAAAUGGGUAUGACAUUGCUCUGAUCAAGCUCUCUAAUCAUGUCACCUUGAGUGACCAGAUCCAGCUGGCCUGCCUGCCCCCUGCCCAGAGCAUCCUGGCCUCCAACACCGCCUGCUACGUGACAGGCUGGGGAAGGCUGCAGACUAAUGGACCCCUUCCUGAUGACCUGCAGCAAGGCCUCCUGCGGGUGGUGGAUUAUGCAACCUGCUCCCAACCUUCCUGGUGGGGAACCAUAGUGAAAACCAGCAUGGUUUGUGCCGGUGGGGAUGGAAUCAUCUCCAGCUGUAGUGGCGACUCUGGGGGCCCUCUGAACUGCCAAAGGGCUGAUGGCACGUGGGAAGUGCACGGCAUCGUCAGCUUUGGCUCCUCUCAGAGCUGCAACUACUACCACAAACCCUCCGUGUUCACCCGGGUCUCUGCCUACAUCAGCUGGAUCCAGCAGGUUAUGGCAACCAACUAAUCCACUGAAGAACUGGGUGAGAGAUCCCAAGAAGGGAAGUAGUUCGAAUAAAGUCAUGAUACCUUUGAUCAAAAAUAACUGGGAAAUUACAGUUUUAACAGCACAAGUAUUAAACCAAACACUUGUGAAAUAAAUUGUAUUUUUGCAAGAUGAAAA
This is a messenger RNA of Passer montanus (Eurasian tree sparrow), 1060 nucleotides long. Its product is annotated as chymotrypsin-like elastase family member 2A. NCBI's taxonomy places the organism in Eukaryota, Metazoa, Chordata, Aves, Passeriformes, Passeridae. Gene Ontology annotation, molecular function: serine-type endopeptidase activity. The transcript has 8 exons. Bases 20 to 904 code for a protein of 294 amino acids. The record is from RefSeq and is a predicted model, not a curated record. Gene Ontology annotation, biological process: proteolysis.